UUCUAUUUCAAUUCAGUUAAUAUUACCAUCGACUUAUAAUACCAUCAUCCACAACACGUUUAUUCAAGAUGCAGCUUCAAUCAUUCUUCGCUGUCGGCCUGGUCGCCGUUACUGGUGUGAACUCUCUCGGACUUAGCUUCUCAGGCGUAGCCCUCACCAUGGCUCCCGUUCUCGCCCGGGCGGCGGUAGCUGACUUGCCCGAUAUCGUCAUCAAGAGACAAGAGCUCUCAAACGCGGACCUCGUGGCGGCCGACCUGGAAGAGGCAGGUGAUCUCGAGAGACGCGUCUCCACUGAGCCUGAGGAUGAGGAGGAGCCCGUGGAGGUCGUGGCCAAGAGAGGCGAGCAGGCCGCCGAGGAGUUCUUUGCUGAGGAUUUGGGAAGUGAUGCGGAUGAGUAAGAGAUUUGAUGUAAGAACUCCAUGAGAUUACGGAUUAAUAUGAAAACAAAUUUCCAUCCACGGCGUUGGGCAAUAAGCGAUAUCAGCGAUGAGGCUAGGCGUUGCGUGUCUUGCAUCCGCCAAACUCGGCUUGGCAGUGGAUUUUCCCGACAAUUCGGUCUUCAUGUAAGGCUUUCAGAGCAUAGUGAGAAGCCAUUGCAGAUACAUAGCCCGAGUUGCUAGGGACAUCGCUGAACCAAGCGGGCGAGCAAACUCAACUACCAUCCGGGCUCGUGUCAGAUUGUUUUUCAUUUGGUUGU
This is a messenger RNA of Colletotrichum godetiae, 697 nucleotides long. RefSeq lists its product as uncharacterized. NCBI's taxonomy places the organism in Eukaryota, Fungi, Ascomycota, Sordariomycetes, Glomerellales, Glomerellaceae. The record is from RefSeq and is a predicted model, not a curated record. The coding region runs from base 69 to 398 and encodes 109 amino acids. The transcript has 2 exons.